Messenger RNA from Nymphalis io (European peacock), 4351 nucleotides. RefSeq names its product NADP-dependent malic enzyme-like (gene Men-b). The transcript has 12 exons. Gene Ontology annotation, cellular component: mitochondrion. The record is from RefSeq and is a predicted model, not a curated record. The coding region runs from base 179 to 2038 and encodes 619 amino acids. Gene Ontology annotation, biological process: pyruvate metabolic process; malate metabolic process. Gene Ontology annotation, molecular function: NAD binding; malate dehydrogenase (decarboxylating) (NAD+) activity; malate dehydrogenase (decarboxylating) (NADP+) activity. Lineage: Eukaryota; Metazoa; Arthropoda; Insecta; Lepidoptera; Nymphalidae.
UCGCAAGCUCCAAACAACCGUCAGUUCGUGAAAUCGUCAGCCAGUAUAAAAUAUAUAGACUGGAAAUCUCACGGUUAGUGCUACACAUGGAGGAUGAUAUAAUAUUAUAAAAAUAAGUUUUCGAACAGUGAAUCAUAUAAGGAAGCUUAGCAUUUGCAGAUGAAAAAUAUUUUUUAAAAUGUUUUCCAGUAUUCCCAGGUCGUUGUUGUGCUGCUCCAACGCAAUAGUCCCGAAUCGGGCUCUAGCGUUAGCAUUAACGAAAUGUCCAGCAUUCUUAGAUCCCGCAUCGCAAUGUCGGAACUACCACGAGGUGACCGGCAACAUUAUAUGCCCCAACAUGGUGAGGGGUAUCGAUCAUCUCAGAGACCCUCGCCUUAACAAGGGUCUUGCAUUUACACUAGAAGAGCGUCAAGCCCUUGGUAUUCAUGGUCUCUUAGCAGCCAAGUUUAAAUCGCAAGAGGAACAACUGGAUAUUUGCAGAAUAUCAAUCGAUAGAUAUGAGGACAAUCUGAACAAAUAUCUUUACCUCGUCGAGUUACAGGACAGAAAUGAAAAGUUAUUCUUCCGACUUUUGUCGGAAAACGUCGAAAAGUAUUUGCCAAUCGUUUACACACCCACCGUGGGCUUGGCCUGCCAAAGAUUCGGUCUCAUUUAUAGAAGGCCUAGAGGUCUUUUCAUCACCAUCAAUGAUAAGGGACAUAUAUUUAACAUUCUCAAAAAUUGGCCUGAACCUGACGUUCGCGCUAUAGUAUUCACGGACGGGGAACGUAUUCUGGGCCUGGGAGACUUGGGUGCAUAUGGAAUGGGUAUACCUGUGGGUAAACUCUCUUUAUACACAGCUCUGGCUGGUAUAAAACCACAUCAAUGUCUUCCUAUUACACUGGACGUGGGAACUGAUAACCAGGAUUUACUUGAAGACCCACUUUACAUCGGAUUGCGUCAAAAGAGAGUGAGGGGUAAAGAAUAUGACGAAUUCAUUGACGAAUUUAUGGAAGCGUGUGUUCAAAGAUACGGACAAAACACACUAUUACAAUUUGAGGAUUUCGCGCUCGGUAACGCGGGUCGUCUCCUUGCGAAGUACAGAAACAAGUAUUGCACGUUCAAUGACGAUAUCCAAGGAACCGCCAGCGUGGCCGUAGCGGGUCUGAUGGCAGCCGUCAGGCUCACUAAGAGGAAACUCAGCGAAAACAUCUAUUUCUUCCUCGGAGCUGGAUCUGCUGCAAACGGUAUAGCGAACCUAACUGUUGCCGCGAUGGUAUCUGAAGGUUUGACUGAGAAGCAAGCUCAAGAACGAGUCUACAUGUUCGAUAUUGACGGGCUUUUGUCAACGAGACGAGAAGGCGGCGUUCCUCCUCAUGCGAAGGUCUUCGGAAAGGACGUCGAGCCCGAGAAGGACUUCGAGAAGUGUAUUGCAAAGAUUAAACCUAGCUGCCUUAUUGGUUGUUCUACGGUGGGUGGUGCGUUUACUCCGAACGUAUUGAAGCAAAUGGCGCAGAACAUCGAGCGACCGGUUAUCUUCGCACUCUCCAACCCCACCAGUAAAGCCGAAUGUACCGCUCAGGCAGCCUACGACCAUACUGAAGGUCGCUGCAUUUUCGCAUCGGGCUCCCCGUUCCCCCCCGUGCAGUAUGACGGUAAGGAGUACCUAACGGGUCAAGGGAACAACUCGUACAUCUUCCCCGGAGUGGCUCUCGGGGUCAUCGCGACCGCUACCCACCACAUACCCGAGACCAUGUUCCUGACUGCUGCCAGGACUCUAGCUAACUAUGUUAGUGCAUCUGAUCUGGCGCUUGGUCGCAUUUAUCCAUCGCUCGCUGAAGUAAAGGAAGUUUCACUCGCAAUUGCAAUAGAGGUCGCCAAGAUGGCUUACGACGAAGGUCUCGCUUCAGUUUAUCCCGAGCCGAAGAACUUAGCUAAGCAUGUCGAGAACCAGAUGUAUAACUACAACUACGAAAGCUCCAUGCCCAUCGUAUGGGAAUGGAAACCAGAAGAGAAGUUCAACGUUAGACCCAUACAACCAGUACCCAAAAAUAUUUAAUCAGUAUUAAUUUUUUAUUUAUUCAAAGCAUUUUGGACAGCUAGGUUGAAUGUUUUUUUUUAAAUUUCAUACACAAUAAUAUUACCUCCUUAAUAGAUAAUUUUUAAGGUUUUAUGAAAAGAGGUUGUACAAGUCAAGCUAUUAUAAUGAUUCUAGAGUAAUCAUUCAUUAUAAGGAGAGUUAUUAUAUAAAUAAGAAAAAAAUAUCCAGUGAGUAAAAUUGUAGAAACCAUAAAACAAUAUUACUAAAAUUUCCAUCACCAGACCAUGCACGGAUAAAUGUUCUAGAAUUAAUAUAAUAACAUGAUUUGAUUGAUGCGACAGUGAAAAACUAUGCUUCUAAAGCAGCUGUAUUAACUUUAUCUUUUAAAGAUCAAAGAGUAUUUAUUAAAUUUAAUUGACACAUAUUUUAAAUUUUUAACAAAAUUUUUGUCGAUGUCUAUAAAAAAAAUAAACUAUUUAAAGUAGUUUGUAGCCAUAGUUACUCUAUAAUAUUGAUUGUAUGUAUGUUUGUGCUAGUAGAUGUAGUACCGUUAUUUGUGCAACGUAUAUGUGGCCAUUAUUGCUUGAGCCCGUUUACGAAUAAUACCAUCUCGGUUAUAUUAGAUCUGUUUCGUUCAAAAAUACUUUGAGAUAUUUUUUUUUUAUACGCAAUUAAGUAAAUUAUUAAUAUAUCUUUUUCGUUUUUUAAAUUUAACACAAGUUUUUGAAUGAUUAUUUUUAGUUACAUUAUGUAAAUUCUUUGCCCCUGUAUUUUUGAGUAUUAUGUCAUUUCUGUACGGAAUUCAAAGUCUAGUCACCGCAGCAUUACGUCAUCUAUUAUACUUAAAUUCUUACUAUUAAUAUUAAAAUAACAUAAAAGACAUGUAGGGACAUUAUUUGUAAGAAAAUGUAGAUCAAUAUUUUAUUUAUGUAUUAUCAACUUUUAUCUACGUAUAUAUUAGGCCCUAAAUCGAUUCAUUCGACCACGAAGUGAGACGUAUUAUAAUUAUAAUUAUUUACUUAAAAUGUAUGUGACAUUACAAAAAUAGUUAAAAAUGUUUAACUAACUUUGACGAAUGCUUUAUAUCAUGAGCUAUAUACUUCGACUGGGAAUAAAGUAUACGUUUUCGUUCAGUAUUUUAAGAUAGUGAGAAGUUUUAUUUUCGCCGAGCGAAAAUUUUUUUUAUUAAUUUAUUUUGAUUCAAGUUUUGUGUCAAUUUAUGUUAAAACAGGUAUCUUUGGAUACGAAGUGAUUAUGUUGCUGUGAGGUGUAUGUGGGUUUUGAACUAACUACCCGUGUUUAAUAUUUAAAUUAAUUUGUUGGUUGUGCUUGUUCGUUCUGUUAAUGUUUAUCAUGGUUUUCUUCUUGAUUUCGAGCUAAUCGUUUUCGUGAUGGAUAAUAAAAUUUGAAUAUAGUGCAGUUCAAUAGAAUUUGUAUAAAAUAAAAGUUGAGUUUUUUCAACGGAAAAACAAUUAGCUUAAAAUAAAUUUUAAAUUUAUUGUUAAAUAAUAAUAUUGAGUAAUGACAACAGAAUAAUCUAUUGUUCACAAUAUUUGUAACAAUUACAUAUAUUUUUAAACAAGGGAAAAUGUACAAAGGCUUUUGAGGGUUUGAUUCAACAUAACAUUUUUCUAUGUUUGAAGUAUAAUGAUUAUUUCUUAUUUAUAUUUGUAUGAAUUCUAUUGAUAUGAACUAUGUAAAUACUUUACAGUUCGAGAAUGUGUUGCUUUAUUCGUUAUAAAAUAUUCUAACUUUUGAAAACCACACUUAUUGAUGUUACGCACUAUUGGCAAAGCAAUAAUCCCUUCGGAUUAUAAAAUGUUAUAAUAUUAAGAAAAAAUUAACGAGGUCUUUAAAGGUAGUUAAAUAGAAAUCAUAGUAAAAAGUUUGAUGAAUAUAUAUAAGUGUGGUUGUAUAUAUUAUAAUCAACUGUUUGAAGUGCCGUAUUACACAUUACUAAUAUAAUGCGUGAUUGCAUGUAGUUUGCUGUAAGUUUUGAUAAGCUUUCUUCACCGUAUUUCACUUUUAAGACGAGUGUAUAUUAUUUAUUCAUGUACACGAUCAUGUAUUUAUUAUUUUUUGUUCGGCUUAAUCAAUGUUGGUGUGUUCCGGUAAUUGUUGUCUAAGGUCGAAUAAUGAUUCGAGUGACGUACGCCUUACGACAAUUGUAGUAUGACAUGGGUUCUGUAUUAAGUUCAGUCUACUUUGUCAAUUUAUUUUCAAUUUAGUAACUUCAUGGAAUACAAGGCGUUUAUGUGUUUGUUCUCUAGAAUAUAAAUUGUUCAAUUAUAAUGAAUGGAUGUUACUAAUUAAAAAAUGUUCAAAACCUUA